UUUUUUGCCAGAUCUAAUGUAUGUACGUUUAUCUCUUGCAAAAAAAUUGUAUAAAUAAUCAAACCAUGGAAUUUGAUCGGCUUGCUAUUAUGCGAGUAUUCCAGGGUGCUUGGGUGUCAUUCAGCUCCGGUGACCUGAAUAAAACAAAAGAAGCGCUCCAGUCUUUGUUUAAUCCAACAAGUGAUGUACUGUCUUCUCAUGUAGAAUUUUUCUCUCAUUGCAAAGAUUUAAAAAGCAACAAAUCUAUUGCUCUCUUCACUGCAAAGAAUUUAGACGAGUGGUACACAGACCAGACAAAACAUGGAAAACUUCCUUGUGUGGUGAACAUGGAGUUAAAGCUUGCGAUAAUGCCAGUAAUUGUUGUUGCCCAUUCAGCAACUUCAAGCAUUCUUAUUAAAGUGUUUGAAUUAAAUAAAUCGCCAAAUGAAUUCUUAAAGCCUUUUAUUGAUGAUUUAUUAGCUCAAGAAAAGAUAAAAGAAGCCAUUUCAGUGGUGAUUAAACUCAAUAUGCAAGAUCAUUUCACUCUCACUGAUAUGGCUCUUCCAAUGUUGACGCAAAACAAGUUGAAUCUCGUUGAAGAGUAUUUGAUGGGAUCAAAGUCGCAGCAAAUACAGAUUUUGAAGAUGAUUGAUUCUUGGAUAGAGACUGGAUUUGAUAUGAUAGAAUUUUUUCAAGAACACAAUAUUUUUCAAAUCAGAGGUGAAAUUUUAAGACCAAAAUUUUUGUCGAAGCUUCUCACAAGAUGGUUAAAAGUUUUUCUAAAUGUCAAUGAUCCUUACACUAUUGAAGGACAAGAGCUCUGCCCGAAUCUGUGCAUGCAAAAAUCUUUGAAUAAUUUACGAUAUUUACUCCAUCGACAUUAUGUUGAAGAGAUAUCUUCAGUGGAAACAACUCAAGAAUUAAUAUUAAAAUCUGUGGGUGAUAACAAAUGGCUUCAAAAACAACUUGUGGAUAUACUUGGGACUGUAUAUGGUGAUUGCGACAGUGCAAAACAGUGGGCUAAACUAUAUGAAAUUAAUCCAGAGCCUUUCACUGAAUAUUUCAAUAGCGCUGCAAACAUUAGUGGUAGCCCUAACGAGCCUGAGUCAGCGUGGGAAUGUAGUGUUCCCGAAGUAGCCAAUAAGUCUGGUUCAGAUCAAAAGGUAACAUCACAGGUUGCCACAUUUCAAAAAAGAAUGCAUGAAACAAGUGAAGAAAAUUGGUACAGUUUAAACCUACCCCUGGAUCAGGUACAUUUUGUUAAUUCAUCAGAAUUGCUUGAUCAAUGCUCACAGAAAGUUAUGAAAUGUGAAGUCCUGGGUGUUGAUUCUGAGUGGACACCAGAUUUUAUAAGGAGUGGGGGCGUUUCAGUUGCUUUGUUGCAAAUUGCGUCAUCUGAUUGCGCAUAUUUGCUAGAUGUGUUAUAUUUCUGUAAUUCAGGAGAAAACGUUAAAACAGCUUUUGCUGAUUUUAUCAGAAGCCUUUUUUUGUCAAAAAAUAUUUUAAAAAUUGGUUUUGGUAUUAAUGAAGAUUUACGUAAAUUGGCAACUGCAAUUCCUGAACUUGGUAGCGAUAUGAAAAAUACUAUUCGAGUGAUGGAUUUGUGCACAGCAGUACGACACUUAGAACGGAUAUAUCCGCAGGUUUUUAACUUUCCAGAAGAAACAUUAAAUUCUGUUGAAGUUGAUAUGCCUUGUGCAAAGAAAGAGACUGGUCUGAGCAAAUUGGUACAUCGUUGCUUGGGAAAGCCUUUAAAUAAAUGUGAACAAAUGUCAGAUUGGGAGCGAAGGCCGUUGAGACAAUCACAAGUAAUAUAUGCUGCUCUUGAUGCUUAUGUUUUACUGGAAUUAUAUAAUUUCUUAGAUUCACAGAUGAAACUUGAGGGCAUAGAACAUACCCUUGAGACUAUCAAAGAUAUGAAAAUUAUGAAACGUAAAGCUAAGUCUACUCAAAAGACUAAAGCAAAUACCAGUAAUAGUGAUUCUGUUAAAAGUUGUGAAGCAAAACAGCAAAAUAUUGAAAGGGAUAUAAUACGUCCAUUUCAAUUUAAAGUUGUUUGCGAUAACAUGCUGCAGGGCCUUGGUCGGCAAUUACGUUGUUGUGGGGUUGAUGUCAGAAUUCUGUCAAAUUUUGAAGAUCAUGAUGCAGCUGCAGAAAUUGCAACCAGAGAAAACAGAAUUAUUUUAACGUCAGGAACCCCCUAUCAAUAUCUAUCAUCUCAAGUUCCAAUUGGGAAUUGCUUUGAUGUACCAUGUGGAGAAAAAGCAAAGGAGCAAGCAGCUAUAGUUUUAGAACAUUUUAACGUAAAAGUCACACCGAUGGAUGUAUUCAGUCGUUGUCAAAUAUGCAACGGAAAUAAAUAUUUAAAAGUAUCUCCAGAACUUAUGGGAAAAUGCAUCAAGAAAAGGCUUCAACUGUUAUCUGGGAAUCCUGUAGACUCAAAACCUGGUAAAAAGGCUACUGCAAUUCCCUGGGCGGAUUUGCGACCUCUACAAGUCAAAUCUCACAGUACCAACGUGGGACGUGGUAGGCAUAUGCAAGAUCAAAAAGCAUCUGAGAAGCUGAGGUAUCCACGUGGUAUUGGUCGCGGAAGGGCUUUCAGGGAAAAACGUUUCGAACAAUCCAUUGGACGAAAAUACAAAUUCACACACACAAACUCCUGUGGAAAGUACUAUGAGCAAAGCAAUAAAAAAGGAAUGAAGAAUUACGAAUACACUGAAUAUGAUGAUGAAGACGAUGAAUUACUAGUGGUUUGUUCUACAUCGCCUGAUAAACCAUCAAAAUCUCCUGAAUUUGAGCCGAUCGAAUCAGCAUCAUCUUCUGAAGAUAGAUCACACAAGGAAAAAAGUGACGGCUGUACUUCGACAUCUUCUGAUAAAUUUACUUUUAUGGAUAAAGAUUCUGAAUUAUCUUCACCUCAGUUUGAAAGCGAUGAUAUUAUUCCUUCUGAAAUAUGUAAGGGUAUCAUGAACAGCGGUCAAAAAAGUAAAAGUACUACAAUAAUCACUGGUGCUUGGGGCAGUAAUAAAGAUGGUGUAUUACCAUAUAUUAUAAAUCCUGAUUCUAUAUGUACACAAGGUUCUAUUAAUUUAGUGAAUGUUACUAUUGUUUCAACUGAUAAUACAAAUAGCGACAGUUCUUCUAUUGAUGGUGUGGCAGUUCCAUUGCAAUGUGAACAAGUUCCUCAAAAUAUGGUCAGUCGAGUCAAGGUUUUUUAUUGUUGUGUCAAAUGUGGUAAAGUAUUUUGGGAAGGUCGUCACUUUGCACAUGUUUUGGAUCAGUUUUCCAAUAUUUUGCAUGAUACAUGAGUCAAAAUGGGCUAUUAUUAUGAUCUUAAUUUUGUGCAGUUACUUUUUGGUAAUUUCUGACUUUCUAUAUUUCUGGACGGCUCUGUCCAUUGAAGUCAUAUUUUGCUGCAAUUUUGUAAUAUUUUUCAUGUUUAUUUGGUUGAUUUUUGUUGUCACUAGAGAUAUCCAGUGAUGCUAGUUUGAGAAAAAUUUAAAAAAAUUUAAUCAAUGAAUUUAUUUAAAUAAAAUUUACAUUUGAACCAGCAGCAUCUAUACUAAGCCUGACUAGGCCGAAUUAAAAAUGAAGAAUAGUAAACUUUCUCAGCGAUAAAUGAGUGAGUGAGUAGGCGUGACCAUGCUAUGAGCAAAUUACCUCAACAAAAGUACAGGUCAUUUUAAGGCUAGCAUAAUUUGAAUAUCUUUGGGCAAAAAAAUUCAUAUAUAUAUAUUUAUUGAAACACAAUUAUGUUUCCAGUGCAAACAUUUUAUUUUGAUUACUGCUUUUUUGUGCUGUAAUUGUGAAUGUUUUGUUCCGUAUUAGUUUCAAUUAAUAAUUUCAUUUUGUUGUUAUGCAUUUAAUGUAGUGUCAAAAAUGUUAUUUCAAAAAAAUCUAUUGGUGAGAAUAUUAUUUAGCCAAAUGGAAACAAAAUUACUUUUCACAAGAUUAAUAUAAUAUGAUGUUAUAAUAGCAUAGCUCAUUUAUAAUAUUUAUCAUGAGGAGUAAAAUAAGAUCUAGUCUGGACUAUCAAAAUCUGUAUCGUCUAAAACUAGUAGCUAAAUUGAUUGGAUAUUAUCCUUGAUUGAAUGGUAAUUUUAUUUAUUUUCAUUUGGAAAUUUUAUUCUGAAAAUUGACAUCAAAUAUUCAUACCAUUGUGGGCUCAUUCAAUAUGUAAAAAAACAUCUAGACUUUCCUGCACUGCAAAAUUCUAUAUUAUAGGAACUAGCAAUGAAUGAAAACUCGAGUAUAUCUGAUAUUCCUAAUUCGAAAAAUAUUUCACAAUUUCGAUAAUAAAUUUCUAUUGGUCAUCCCUGAUCAAGAUGUAUCAAAUUUAUUACUUAUCGAUCUUGAUCGGUAAGUAUGUUGAUAGGUAUUUAUCUGUUUGUUUGUCUGUUACACACUUUCGUAUGUUACGCAAUAUCUCGCGAAAGCGAGGUUGAAUCUGCUCCGAAUUUUGCAAGUGCAUUCAUCUUCUCUCGGACCAGAAGCCUAUUGAUUUAUGUCGUAUAAUUAGAGAGUUAUUAAUUGGUUAGUAAUGGGACAUGCGGUGUCGCUAUUGAGUCAGAGCGAAGGAUAUACGCUGCUAGAUCGAUAAGUCGGAAGGUCUCUGAUCGCUAUCUCGUUUAUUUAUUAUGCAGUUUCACUUCAUUCCAGUGUUAGUUUAUGUAUUUCUCGAACCACAUACCACUAUUUUCAAAUUUCUUUUGUUCUGAUUUACA
Styela clava is the source of this 4703-nucleotide messenger RNA. RefSeq names its product exonuclease mut-7 homolog. Lineage: Eukaryota; Metazoa; Chordata; Ascidiacea; Stolidobranchia; Styelidae. Gene Ontology annotation, molecular function: 3'-5' exonuclease activity; nucleic acid binding. Gene Ontology annotation, biological process: nucleobase-containing compound metabolic process. The record is from RefSeq and is a predicted model, not a curated record.